Messenger RNA from Lagopus leucura (white-tailed ptarmigan), 1582 nucleotides. RefSeq lists its product as uncharacterized. Lineage: Eukaryota; Metazoa; Chordata; Aves; Galliformes; Phasianidae. Bases 108 to 1331 code for a protein of 407 amino acids. The record is from RefSeq and is a predicted model, not a curated record. The transcript is spliced from 9 exons.
AGGAAGAAGGGCUCCUGAAGGAACUGAGUUCUCUAUUUCUUCAUGUCCUUGAUGCUGCAAAGGAGGGAAAGGCACAGAAGAUAAAAUACAGGGGGGAAGUGAAAGAUAUGGUGGAAAUGUGUCAUUUUCUUGAAGGGUCCUCUCUGCAAGAAGCUGAGAGAAGAGCUUCAAAGUAUUUCAGCAGCCAGCUGGGCACUGCAUUACCCUUACUAUUCAAAGCUGACAGAGAUGAAAAAGAACAGGAAAUACAGGUUCUGCUGGAGAUCAGAAAGGCACUGGAAAAGCUGAUGCAGUUUGUUAAGAAGAUACAAGAAGAAGAAAAGAGAAUAUGUGUGCAAAUUGCACAGAGAGAGAAGCAGAGGGGAUGCAGGUCAAGUACAGAAACAGCACCCAAUGUGAUGCUCAGACAGGUUAUAGUCGCUCUAGCCUCUGAAUUUCAGGAAUGCAUGCUGAAACAACAAGCUAACGUAGAGACUGCAUACACUAAGCUGGAACUUUUGAGGGACUUGUCAGAUAUCCAAACCCAGCAGGCAAAGAUGCUUUUCUGUGGGUCACAAUGCUGUUUUGAAAACUAUGAGACAGCCAGCUACUAUGGCAGCAGUGGGAUCUCACACAGUACAGGCAAGGCCAUCGACCACAGUGUGAUGCCACUGCUCAAGUCUAUGGUUCAGAUGCUGGAGGAAGACAGCAGAAGUUACGUAUCAUCUGAGACACCUGAAACAGCAAGUUCCUCUCAGAGUAAACAAGAUGCCUUCUCCAGUCAAGAAGGAGAGCUAAUAGUAGUGGAUUCUGCAGCCCUGUCCACGAGGGAGUUUGUCACAUAUCAGUAUGGCAUCUCCCUGCUGCAGUUUCUCAGCCUUCACAUUGAUGCUCCAGAAGUUAAGCUGUGUGUUGCCUCCAGUAUUCCUCUCUGCAGUGCUGCAGGCAGUGCCUUCAGGAACUCGUUCUUUUAUCAGACUUCAAAGAACAAACUGUUCAUCCUGAGGGAUUGUCUGGGUUCUGUGGGAAGCUUCCUCCUGCUCCUUGUGCACUGCUUUGCUCACAUUGCUGCUGCUGACUUCAGCCAAGACACCAACCCAACCUUCCUGAGGCUUUUUCAUCAGGCACUGAAGACUUGCCUUGGUGAAAUGUUUUCUCUCAGACUCCAGCUGUCAGCAGUUCUCCAAGGUAAUAAAUCCUUAGGGAUAACUCAGAUGUUGCUGAAGGAAGAGCCGUUCUCCAAGGAAGAAAGAAGCCUGAUCUCCCAACUUUUUGAGGUGAAAGGGAAAAACUUCACAGAAAUUGAAGCCUUUGAGAAGAUAAUAAAACAGACUGAGUCCUGGUCUGGUUGAAAGCUCUUCUUUUUAUACAUACUUCAUUACAAAAUGGCAAUUAAAAGCUGCUUAUAGAUAUUGGCCCUCCCACAUUUGCAGCCAUCAAUUCCCAACAAACACCCGUUUCAAAUCUAACAGCCUCAAUAGUAGCACAAGCUACCAUUUUUACCUGGAAAAAAAGACCUUCAUAUCAGAAAAAAAUUAUUUGGCCUCAUACAAAUCACAGCAUAAAAAGCAGUACUCUGAAAAAUGUAUGUAAAGAGUCUAUU